Molecule: messenger RNA, 3876 nt
Organism: Pseudozyma flocculosa PF-1
Lineage: Eukaryota; Fungi; Basidiomycota; Ustilaginomycetes; Ustilaginales; Ustilaginaceae
Exons: 2
Coding region: 1-3876 (1291 amino acids)
Source: RefSeq, a predicted model, not a curated record
AUGUCGACCCCGGACGCUGGCAUGGCCAGGCUCAGGAGGCAGGCAGAACCGCCGCCGAUAGCGCCCGUCGACGAUUCGCUGCCCGACCUGCCCGAGUACGACGAUGGCCAGUGGCACGCCGAUACGCCCAGCGCAAUAGCGACGCCGGCGGCCCCGGCAUCCAUCGGAUCAGCCUCAAUGGUCAGGCCAGUGGCUCCAACUUCGGCGAGCGCAGCUUUCUCGGCCACGCCCGUCCCCUCCUCCGCCUCGAUCGCCCGCAGUUCGAUGUCGGCCUCGAGCAGCCUGCCAUCCCCAAGAUCGACUGACACUCCCGACGCCCAAAAGGAGCAAGAUGGCAGCGACGACGACUCGGGCUUCAAGGUGGCCUACCUCACGCCCGUCUUUGUCCUGAUCGGCGUCUUCCUCAUCUGCAGCCUGGGCGGGCGGCUGUGGGGCAAGAUGUGGCACGCCCGCAAGCGGGAGGCGCGGCGCCGCGAUCGGCAUGCCCAGCGUCUGGCGAGCGACCUGGGCACCGAGAGCAACCAUCCAGGCUCAUGGGACGGGCGGCCCCUGAGCCUGCACGACAAGGAGUCGGCCCUCGACGACAUCGGGUACGACUCGGACGACGACGACGAAAAGUAUCCAGGCACCUUCCACGUCCUCAGCCAGCGCAUCCUCGGAGACAAGGGACGCGUGGUUCCGCCCACGACGCGGUCCAGGACGGGCAAGCACGAGGGCAAGGUUCAGUCCAACUCGUGGCUAGCGGUCCAGGUGCGGCGCAUGGUUUCGCCCGAAGGGUCGCAGCUGGAUGUCGACCGGUACACGUCGGUCCACCAGCCGCUGCGCCAGGCGGCGUCGCGCGACCGGCUGCGGCAGAUGAGGGGAGACCUCGAGGCGGCCCCAGAGAACGGCAGCCUGCUCGGGCCGGACCGUGGCCCAGCCGCCGAGAGGCAGGCGGGUCCAUCCAUGUGGUCCAAGCUCGUCGGUCGGUGGGCUGCAGAAAGAUCUUCCCCGGGCGACGUCGAGCCCAUCAAAGGCAGAGGGCUGGGUCUAUCGUUCAACGACCCAGGCGAAUCCGAGAAGCUCUGGGGCCGGCCGGCUUUGCAGAGCUCGCCGUCCAGUCUGAGUCGCUUUCAUGGACAAUCAGACGGCGGCGGAGGGAUGACGAUGCUGCCGCAGCCCAAGUUCGCCUCGUCCGACGUCUCCUUCUCCCGCCAUCCAUCGACGCUCAGUGCCAAUAAUCUGCGAUCGCGGUCCAGGGGCUAUUACAAGCCGCUCCCGGAGAUCGUGGACCUGCCCACGCCCGUCGUGGAGCCCCGCGGCCCCGGGAUGGGAGCCGGCUCCAGCGGGGCGCCGCAGCACGCCUUCAACUCGCAGGAAGGCUACGACGACCUUCAGCUCGACUCCGUCGUCGUGCUGGACCGCAACCUGAGCCAGGCGCACAGCGAAGGGACGUACAGCGCAGCAGGGACCACCGUCUCUGCCGAUUCGCAGCCAGAGUCUCGCGCCGGGUCGCAAGGGCCCGCAGCGGCACUGAAUCGCAGCAAGACCAAGCGCCGGCCGGGCACCACGUACAUGUACGACGAGCAGCUGCCUUCCGAGGAGCACUACCACAAGACCCCCUCGCCGCCGAUGGAGACGCCGAGAAAGUGGCGUCCACACGCCGCCUCGAUGUCGUCGCCGGUGGGUAGGGAAGGCAGCCUGCGCGACGGCGGCAGUGUGCUGACUCCCCCCGCCAAGGUGGCGAGGACGGCGACGAUGUCGUCCAAGUCCGAGAUGCUCCUCUCGCGCGUGCAGACGCAGCAGCGCAGCACGACCGACUACAUCGCCUCGACCAGGCCGCUCGACCGACCGCUGACGCAAGAGGGUCGUGAGGAAGCCGAUGCCGCCGCGCAUGGCGCCAUCCAGCACCAGGCGAGCCCGCCCGUGCGCCCGACGCCGACGCGUGCCAGUCCGCGGAAGUCGGUGUCGAAGCGAGCGACGGGCGAGGCAGAAGCAGAAGCGGCAGCAGCAGCAGCGGUUGCAGCUGCCGCGGUGACAGCGGCGGAGGUCGCGGAGGAUGCCCCAAAAAGGAGCCGACCGAGCGCACCAGAGCAGAUGGAAGAGGUGCCGAAGCCAGUGUCAAGAUCCAAGACUGUCAGCCGUGCCAAGAGCACGCGCACCAAGCUCGACGACCGCAGGGCAGCAGCCGACGCAACGAGCCCCGGCCAGCUGACGGCCAAGGAGCUGACGGAUCUGCUCAACACGCCCGGCCUCUCGCCCGAGGCGCAUGCCUCCACGCUCGCCGACCUCCUGGCCCUGUACGAGGACGAGAGCGACGUGCCCGACACUCCCGACCUCGCCCGAGGCGACCCGCUUCACGCUCGAUCGCGGGCAGUCGGCGAAGGUGCGAGCUCGGACGAGGAAUCGCUCGCCACCGACACCGAGGCCACGGGCCGGCCCCCUGCCGCUUCGGCCAGGGAGGCGGCAGCAGCUGCGAGGGGCGCGGGAAAGCCUCAGCGAUCCGGCACGGUGCGCACCGUGGGGCUUAGCGAGUCGGUGGCGGACAAGUCGGCCUUCUACACCCCGCUCCCGGGCAUCGACGACGGCGAGGCAUUCGUGCCGACCUACAUGCAGAUGGACGAGCCGGGCAGCCUCGACCAUGUCUUUGACGUGCUCUCGAGGUACGUCGGGGUGGACCCAGGCACUCCCGAGGUCAUGCCCGAGCGGAGGGACGGUCGUGGUGAUCGUCAGACGAUGCAGGAGCAGCGGGAGCAGCAGCACUACGGGCAAGCCGCCGAGCCGACGACACCCAAGUGGGCCGGCGCUGCACGUCAGCCCGACACGCCACUGUCGCGCAAGAAGACGUGGGCCAAGGGCGAGGACGGGCGGUGGUACCGUGCCGACGAAGAAGAGGGUGGGAGCAUCGCCGCCUCGUCUCCGGGGACGCCCUAUCGUCGCUUCGCGACUGACUCGAGCGCAACGACGCCGUCCCGCGCCGCAGCGGCACCGCGGGGCCCAGGAUCGACGGUCUCGUCGACCGUUCUGGCUUCGUCGACGGCCUCGCAGCAGGAUCAUCUGCCGUCCUCGCUGACCGUCGCCUCGCCCAAUCCUCUGGACCGCAUCGCCUCGCCGCCGCCGACGAUGCGACACGACCUCUUCUUCGCCUCGCCCGCUAGCCCGACUUCGGUCGUGACCCGACCGCGCACCCAGCUGCCCCAGCAUGGCGGCAACGCCAGCCCCGUUCGUCGCGCGAGGGACCAGGCCGAUGCGGGCAGCGCCAUCGCCUCGUCGUCGUCGACGGUGAUGCCGAGCUUUGGCAGCGUCGUCGGCGUCGCAGCGCCCGUCUCACCGGCGUCACGGGUCUACGCGCAGGAGCAGCAGGAGCGCCCGGCGCACCGGACCAACACCAAGACGAGGCGGUGGGUGAGCGAGCAGGCCUCGCCGCCGUCCGUCCCUUCCGCUUGGAGCCCCAUCGACCAGCAUGGCCACGGGCGCGGGAUGCACUCCUCCACCGAGAGCGAGAGCGGCAGUGGCAGCGGUGGGGGAGCGGGCAGCGGCAGCCCGCAGCGUCGCUCGGCGCUCGUCAAGCGGGCCCGCCCCCCGAGGCGGUACCAGGCCACGCUGAGCGGCGGGCCAAAGUCGAGCCCGUUUGAAGGCGCCGCCGGUACUACCUCUCCCUCGCCCUCGAGUGGUGGCGAGGGUACUCCCUCGGCAGCUGGCAUGGCGGAGCGCCAGGAUCGCACUCGCUCGCCGGGCGCUGCUGCUGCCGCCGCCGCCGCCACCGUCGUGCAGACGCCACUGGAAAAGGAGCGGCAGCGGCAGGAGGCCCUCGACCGCGUCCGCUCGAUUGUCAACCGCGGCUACCUGUCCAAGAGCGGCUCGUCGGUCGACGACGGCGCCUCGUCGCUGUCCUGA